UCUCAGAACAGAGUGCAAAGAGAGAGAGAGAAAGAGGGAGGGAGAGAAAAAAGCCAAGUGAAUGUUAGAGCCCACUGUGGUCACUGCUGAAAUACUGAAUCUGAGAGAAAUGGAGGGAUUAACCAGUCGGAUUUAAAAAUCUGGAGCUCAUGCGGAGGCAGCCAAUCAGGGGACGAUCUGGAUUAAAAGGAGCCUUGGUCUAAAUGGGUCCGGUUAUGCCUCCCAGUAAGAAACCGGAAAGUUCCGGGGUCAGCGUCGCGAACGGCCUGAGCCAGUUCUAUCAGGCGAGCUCCAUCACGCGCGCCCUGCAGGAGGCCGAGGAGAUGGACCUGGCUCUUCCCACCAUCAAACUGGAAAAGGGCAGCAUGGAGGACGAGGAGCUCACCAACCUCAACUGGCUCCACGAGAGCAAGAACCUGCUCAACAGCUUCGGGGACCCCGUGUUGAGGAGCGUCAGUCCCGUCCAGGACUUGGACGAUGACACCCCUCCCUCCCCCGCCCACUCGGACCUCCCUUACGACGCCAAGCAAAACCCGAACUGCAAACCCCCUUAUUCCUUCAGCUGCCUCAUCUUCAUGGCCAUAGAAGAUGCCCCCUCCAAGAGACUGCCAGUUAAAGACAUAUACAACUGGAUCCUGGAACACUUCCCUUACUUUGCCAACGCCCCCACGGGGUGGAAGAACUCAGUCAGGCACAAUCUGUCCCUCAAUAAGUGUUUUAAGAAAGUGGACAAGGACAGGAGUCAGAGUAUCGGGAAGGGCUCCCUGUGGUGCAUAGACCCCGAAUACAGACAGAAUCUCAUCCAAGCGCUGAAGAAGACGCCUUAUCAUCCGUAUUCCCAGGUGUUCACCACGCCUCCCACCUCUCCUCAGGCAUAUCAAAGUAUGUCCAGUCCUCCAAUUUGGCCAGGAAGUCCCUUUUACAGAAAAAACAAGGGAGUCCUGCUACAAGUCCCUCAGGGAGUGAUCCAGAACGGAGCUCGAAUGAUGAGCCAGGGCCUCUUCCCAGGAAUCCGACCCCUUCCCAUCAACCCCAUUGUCAGCAGGACAGCCGCUGUCAGGUCAGUACUCGGGUACAGAAUAACCAGCGACGGCGAGCCAACCCGUAACUCUCCGCUGGUCAGCAGCGACCCCAAAGAGGACCACACCUACAGUUACGCCAAAUCUUCCAGCUCGGAUGUUGAAGAAGAGGCCAACUGCGAUGGAAGCGAGGUGAGCUUUCACGCCAACGAGGCCGGCAGCGAUGCAGAGGAGGACGACAAAAGCAAAAUCAAGAAGGAGCCCAAGGAGUGGUCCGUGGACGCCCUCGCUCUGGCCCAGCACAAGAAACGGCAACAUUUGACAAAGGUCAAACAGAGAGUGGCCAGUGACACUCUUCCUCUAAAAAAGAGGCGUACAGAGAAGCCUCCGGAAAGUGACGACGAGGAGAUGAAGGAGGCGGCCGGGUCCUUGCUUCAUUUGGCGGGAGUCAGGGCUUGUUUGAACAAUAUCACCAACCGGACGGCAAAGGGGCAGAAAGAGCAAAAAUAAUGAACUGACUGUAUUAUAAAGAGGAAAAAAACAUCACUUUGAAUAGAAUUUACUAUUUUUUUCCAGGACAUCAGGUGAAUUCUACUGAUUUGUGGCAAUAUCAACAAUCACUUUGUUUUCCUAUCUUUAUAGGUAACAUUUUACUGAGGGUUCCUUGUUUUAGUUCAAUUUUUGUUAAUUUUAUUGUGAGGUUUUUUUGUUUUGUUUUAAUCUACGGAGAUUGAAGCCAUAGCCUUCCCUUUUUUAAGAUAUUCAGUAAAGCAUUUCAUUCGACUGAGAGAGAAAAGUGAUAAAAUUGCCCUGCCCCGUUGUCAUAUUUAAAGAGACAGUUCACCUCAAAAUGAAAAUUCUGUCAUUCGUUCAUCUUUGGAACUGUUUUGUUUUGUUUUUUACGCAAAUAAAAUUAAAUCAAAUCUAAAAAUAUUUCUGUCCCUAGUCUUCUAGAGAGACAUGCUUUAUAUGAUGAACAGGUAUAAUUUAUAAUUAAGCGAACAAUAUUUCUAAAACUCAAAUUUGGUCAUAGAAGCUCAAGCAUGUUUGCUUAAAAAAAAAAAAAAAAAGAACCAAUGAUGUUCUUAAUUGUGUUUCUUCAGAAGACUUGAUUUUUUUUUUUGUUUUUUGUUUUAAUAAAUUUUUUUCCCUUAUGAAUUGGCUGAAAAAACUUUUUAAUGGCAAAGAAAUCUCUCACAUUUCAUUAAAAAUUCGUCUUCAUUCGUGUUCCAGAGAUGAAUCUUUGGGUUUUGGAACGACAUGAGGGUGAAUAAAGUGUAAUAAAUUGACAGAAUUGUAAUUUUGAAGAUAACCAAUCCUUUAAAAACAUGACAAGAAAUUGUGUUGUGCAGCGCGUUCUGCAGCCAGAGUAGUUCUCCAGUUAAUUAUGAGUUAUAGUAAUCUCUGCUGUAAUAUAAGAUGUUUUAGAAGCACAGGGCAGUGCCAAAGACAAUCCUCAAGCAGUUUCUGUGAUGUCACUUCCCCUCGAUGCUCUGGCCGAUAAAGCAUCUUGUGGAAAACACUCAUGUCUGUAGUUGUCGUUUGGCUCGUAUGAACCAUAGUUCACUGGGAUGAGAGUAAAGCCAUAAGCUUUUGUCAAGGUGUUUUUGGAGUCAAAAGUGAUACACUUACCAAUAAUUCUCUUAAAACUGCCCACAUUUUUUUUUUUCCUAAGCAAUCAAAUCGAGUGAUAUUUUCCAUCUAAACCGGUAGUGGAUGGUGAUACUCCUUUCUUCGGCACAAUGAAAAUUAAAACUUGGAGCUAAAGCUACAAUACCUGCCAAUUGUAUUUUAAAAGCAGACAAUAAUGACUGUGGAGUUGUUUUGUGUUUGUUCAUUUGUUUACGUUUUUUUUUUUUUGUUUUUUUUUAUUUGAAACCCUCGUGAUGUAAUAAGCAAUUUCAUCCAGUCAGGAUAAACACUGUAUAAAAGUAACACUAGACCAUUUUCAUUUCUUAAUUUAAGCAAUGUAGCCAGCAGGAUUUUCCAAAUCGUGUUGCAUGGGUUCUGUAAAGAAAAAGAAGACAGUUUUUUUAAAAAUCAAAGUUCAUGUAAGGUAAAUAAUGUAUUUAGCAUGGAGCAUGAAUUAUUUUCAUAUAAAUAUAGAUCCUAGAGAACUAAGGCACCGCCUCUAAUUUCUAUGCCAAUAGGCCUAGUCUCUUUUGUUGUUUUUGUCGGAUUUGAUUUCCAUUUGUCGUCCUCAUCGCCUUUGUGUUGAAGCAGGCAUCUUAACAAUUACCUUCUUCAGGGACAAACACUGACUGUUGGGAAACUCUCUCUGCAAUACGAGGACUCGGGCCCGGGUCGUCUCGGUCCACGCUAGCGACCGUCCCGAAAACCCACGAAUAUCCGCUACGUCAAUGUCCGUGUCGUCAAGGAGAAGUUCGUAGUGAGUGUCAGUCCCCUUCCGGCUCCGUGCCUGCUUUACUUCCAUAUGUAAUCCGGAUGUUCGUGUCUGUGAUUUAUUCAGGGUCUUCCAUUUUGUUCCACGAGACUUUGGAUCUGCGGUUUUGUUUUUUUGUUUUUUUUUCCAUUUUAUUCCUGUAUUUACAUGUAGCACUGUUCAGGAGUCAUCAGUAUUGAUUCAGUUCUUCUCGGUACAGGCAGUCAGACAGUUAUUUACGCCUCCGCGCAUAUAUUUAAGCACUUAUAGACAAUAAAAACAAGUGAUAACAGAGCUCAGUGCAAACGCUAGUGUAUAUAUUUUCACGACCUCACCGAAUUGCACUUUUAUUGUUUUAUCGUAUAGUAAAGAACUUAAGGAUUCAGUGCCAAAGCCUGUAAUGACUCUAUACACUGCAAAACGGACGAUGCAUACUUGAUAUGUCAGUCACAAACAUGUCAAUAAGUUGUAGCAUUUCUGUCAAGUACUCAUGCAUAAGAUAUUCCCCAUCGUAUUUGUUAAUAUCGCACUGCAAUGCUGUGUUUCAUGAAUCCACACUGCCUUCCCCGUUCAUCCGACGAUGAUGAUAAUGGUUCGACCCGAUGUUUUGUAGUGUGUUGAAUGUUAUAUCUGACCCAUGAGUGUUAAUGUGAUGUCUCCAGUUGGCAUGCCUUUCCCUAACCAAGCUAGACAUUUCUUGACGAAAAAUAACCCUGAUUAUAACCUUGUCUGCUGGUCUUUAUGAACAUCUGUCAUAUCACAUUUCCGUUCAAUAUGCUUCAAACUGGGAAACCGGUAGCAGAGAGAGCUAUGAGUCCUUUAUACACUGCCUUCCUUCAAAGACAACACUCACUACGGAACUUUUCCUUUCUAGUUCUUUCAGAGGAACCUGAAACAUGUUAAAAAGCAUCAAGAAGAGCCAGCCAAAAAAAAUGUUAAUAGGAGGCGAAGUGUUUCUUUUUCUUCCCAUCGUGUGUUUUUCUUUUGUUUCGUUUCGUUUCGUUUGUUUGUUUUUUGUUGAAAGGUUCCUGUUAACUGCCAUUCUGUUACGUGUUUGAGUUGUUUAAGAUGAAAGUAACGGAAUCCAUUUGGUUUGUGAUGAAAUAUUCAGUCUGACGGCAUGUGCACCCUGCUAAUAUGUCAAUAUAGAGGCAUAACUGCACUCUGUAUUUCCUUCGACUUGUAAUCAUAUUGCCAAAGACAACAAUUUUAUCGAUUAAUGUAAAUACCACUUUGUCCAUUGCUCUGACAAAUUCUGUUGGUUUUCGUUUCGUUUUAUUUUUUUUUCCAACCCUACCAUCAAGUUUCUGUGAUGUAUUGUCUUCCAGUUGCAAUAAAAAAAAAAAAAGUUGCAAAGGUGA
Molecule: messenger RNA, 4763 nt
Organism: Puntigrus tetrazona (Sumatra barb)
Lineage: Eukaryota; Metazoa; Chordata; Actinopteri; Cypriniformes; Cyprinidae
Gene: foxn3
Product: forkhead box N3
Exons: 6
Coding region: 204-1529 (441 amino acids)
Biological process (GO): regulation of DNA-templated transcription
Cellular component (GO): nucleus
Molecular function (GO): cis-regulatory region sequence-specific DNA binding; DNA-binding transcription factor activity
Source: RefSeq, a predicted model, not a curated record